CCACAAUCAGCAUGAACAGCAAGCCAGAAGUGGCCUUCUCGCUGACCUCCAAAUUUUAUCAGUGCGACCAGCAGGUCAUCAUGGUGGGAAACCAAGAUAGUGUCACGUUACGAGAUAUCAAGGUUCAAGCGUUUGGCCUUACUGAUGGAGACUUCAGCAGCAACAAGUUGGACUGUCACGAAAGUGUACCUAAGACUGCCCCUACCCAGAAUUACACAGUGGUCAGCGGGAACACAACCUGCAUCUCCAUGUCCGCUGCUCUCACAUUGGAGAUCAAAUACACUUUGAAAAACAACACGAACGAAACUGUGAUGGUGAAUUUUCAGAAAGAGGAGCCAGCUUCUGGUAGCUGCAGUUCUCCAGGAAAUCUCAAGGAAGAGAUCAUCAUUAAGUACAAGCAGAAUGAUUUCCAGAUCUUGUUAGAAUUUGGGCGUGAUGGAAAGGCAACGACUGGUUUGGGUGCCGAAACAUUUAAUUACUACAUAGAAAAUAUCCAGAUCACGUACAACCUAGGCUCUGAGCUGUUCCCAGGUGCCAACGACACAACAGUGAAAACAGCAAAGGCGCUUAAUCAGACUCUCUACAAGACAGGCUCAGACAAGUACUACAAAUGCUCUGCUGAGGAUACCUUCAAAGUCAACGACUGGGUGAGCCUGAAGACUAAGGACUUGCGUUUUGUCGCCUUCCACACUGACACCAAGGAACCCAACCUCUUUGGAGAUAAUGCCAAUGAGUGUACUGCUGACACAGUGACAAAUAGCAUCGUCCCCAUCGCGGUCGGAGCAGCUCUCGCAGGACUGGUUGUCAUCGUCCUUAUUGCUUACUUGAUCGGUCGCCGUAGAAACCACAAGGGCUAUGAGUCGGUGUAAAACGGGGAAAGAUCUCAUGGUGUCAUGGCAGAAACUUGUCGUUACAAAGGCAAAAGUACUUAAUAUCCAAGUGUGGUUAGGCGUACAUUCUGUCUUAGCAUAAUUAAGAACGGGAUAAUCAUUUGGUAUUUAAAAGUUACUGUAGUAUCUUCCAAUGGAGACAACUGUAGAAUGACAGUAAGUGUUUUAAUGUUGCAGCGUUAUAUCUCAGUUUCCAGGCCUUUGUUUUGUUUUCUUUUUUUUUUUGUGUGCGAUUAACGAAUAGCUGUUGGUCGCUUUGCCCUGAGAUUCCUUAUAUUUUUUUGUUUUCAGAUUGUUGUGGUCAUUUUCCGAUAGGUCGAUAAGUUAUAAAUGUUUUCACAUUUGUGAAUGCCCAUGGCAAAUCACCUGUGUCGUGGACACAGUUUUGUAGUUUAACACCCUGAUGGUAUUUAGCACUGCAAGCAGCAGCUUUUGCCUCUCCAGUGAACUUUUUUUCUACACCUCUCUUGCCAUGACACCAUGAAGACAGGAAUUGGAGUUACGAAAGAUGUUUUGGUUUCCCACAGCAACCUGUGAUAGAUAAAUGGGGAGAGCUUAUUCAAUGCUUGAACAUGAGGCAGAGUUUGUCCAGUUGCAGUCCUCUCUCUCUCUCUGUAGGAGGACCAUAGACACCCUCAUCUGGAUAGAUUUGGCACCAGCACCUCGACCACACACAAGAUUCUCUCGUAUAUUCCUAUUGAAAGACUACAAAAGGUACACAGUGUUCAAGUUGACAGCUGUGGCUAGGUUGGCUUAAAUACAGGUUAAAAUAUCAUAACGAAAAUUGAGAUAGUUUAUGUGUUUGGAAAUAUCAACCUGUAGUUUUGGUCUGUUUCUUGCGUAGGUAUGUGUGAAAUGAAAGAUGUGUGAUUGGAUUUUGUUGUCUUAAUGAUUUUUUUUUUCAAAUGGUUUAUAUGUUGAUAUAUUUUCGUGCAGAAUGGUGGUGGUAAAUGUACGUUUGUAUUGUGCUGGUUGAGUAAGAUACGCAUUUCUGGGACACAGUUUUGUUGAAAUGUUGAACAGGUUGAGAGUAUUAAGUACUCCAAACUUGCUUUUGAAGAAGGGAGAAGACAGCGGUUUGUUUAGUUUUGAGAAAGUCCUAAGAAUAAGAGAUGGAUAAGCAGCAUUUCAUGCUGUGAUGUUUAGUCUGUCCCUGUCGUGUGUUGGUGCAUGGUAAAAUUUAAGAGAGAUGUGAGUCAUUGAAAUUAUUAUUUUUUUCUUUGUUUUGAUUUUAAUUAAGUUUGUAAAUUUAGAUUUGGAGUUCUGAUAGUUGAAAUAAAUAAUUCAUUUCUAAAAAUUCAUGUGUGAUGAAAUAAAUGUGAAACCCAGGAGGCUGUGGGCUUCACUCUUCCUAGUAAUUGUUUAAACAGACUUACAUAAUGCUGCCUUUUUCUUCCAGCAUUUUCUGUACAUCUUCAAGAGGAAGACAAAGAAAUCCUCUCUUAGAACAGCACACAAAUACAUGACAAUUUAUUGAAAACUUUUGUGUAAAACUACUACGCAGAAAGGUUGUGUCGAUAUUUGUGUCUCAUCUUGAGUUUCAUUAAUAUUUAUAUAUUAUGUGUUUUAUUCGUCUUUGUGUUUGGUAUGUGGCACCUAGUGUAAUUAUCUGGAAAGUUGAUUGUCUUUUUACAGUGAUUUGAAGCUGGGUUAAAUGUUUGGUAGCUGAUUAUGUCAUGGCUUAAAAAAACUGUGAGAAAACAGGAGGUUGUUAACUGGGCGCCAGUUACUUCCCUUGACCCCAAACCCAUCUCCCUAUAAAGACAGUCUAAUAUACUUGGUGUGUUAUAAUUCUAUGUCCUGAUGGAAAGAAAUCUUUUAGGUAUCUAUCAUUCAUCAACCUCGAAGCCUUGCUAUCAUAUCAUAGUAGACGAAUCAAAUCAGUUCUGAAAUAUGUGUGAAUAACAUUUUGUAUAAUCUACAGUUUUCUGGUGUUCUGGGGUUUUGAUUUGUUUCUCCCCUUUUUUGGCUUUUUCUUUUGGUUAUUACACACGGGUUCAUGUUACAACUUGCCAUGUUAAAGGUGAUUUUUUUUUUUCGCCAUGAAAUCUUGUAAUAACUGUUUGUUUGCUAUUAUUGAUUCAAAACUGAGAAAUAAUCCCCACAACAUACAGGAACAUAGACAUGGUGGAUAUCUGUGGCUCAAAUCAAGCUGUUUGUUAUCCACUACAGGAAGUUGUCCGUGGCAGUCACAGGCACUGAUGUCAGAGUUACCUGCUCUUCCGUUUUACUGCUGAUAAAGCCUACCUUACCUUUCAGUGGCAUUUCCAUGUAUAACCGGAAAACAUGACCAAUAACAUGGAUUACACUCUUACUUUAUAGUUAAAAAGCAGUUUAAGGACCAGUAAAGAAACGCCAACGAACAAAGGUGUAAUCGACUUUGUGAAUCCACUUUGGGAAAGGAAGGGGAGGAUACUCUGAUGAUGACUGGAUGCUGAACACAGCUAUGUUUUGGUUCAGUGACGUGACCUGUUCUGAUCAAGCACUUAAUCUGUUCAAAAUUUGACGAUGUAAAUACUUAAUGGUUGCUUUUCCCUCUUCAUUGUUCGGAGUCCUUCACAUUUAAAUCCAUUCGCUGACCAGUAACUAUAGAAGGCUCGAGUAUGGCGCAGAACACUCAAUCAUUCGCAUAUGGAAAGCGCGUGAUGCUCGACUACUAAGCUGCACCGGUUAUGAAGCCGUGGAUGAUGACGUCACUAGUCUACUGUCUUGGCAGAGGCUGAACCACUUUGCCAUCAGAUUUAUCUAUCAAUAUAUAUAUAAACACACAUGUACAUGUAUAAAUGCUUGGUUGUCGGACUGGUAGAGCAGAAUACGAUGUUCCCAGCUAAAGCUUCUCCCUCGUUUACCGCUAGAUAUACUCAAAACUCCAACUUAAUGUAAAUAGUAUAGAUACAUGAAAAUCGGAUGACGGCAUUGGCCAUGCGCCGACGAAAAGUGUUUCUAUUUGAUAUUUUUGUAUUAGCUUCUCUAGUUAGGUAAACUUAUCUUUGCCAGUAUAAGUAAUAAAGCAUUCAGUUUUUCCGGCAGCAUUUCUAUCUGGCCACCAUAUAUCGACCACGAUAAACCAUUAGCUACUCAGUCAAAAAAAAAAAAAAAGAAAGGAAUUUCACUCCUUCAUUACAUGGUAUACUGGCAUGAAAUAAUAGUCUACCACUGGUACGUGUAGUGGGGUUUUGUUUUGUAUUGAUUGGAAAUGACAUCUUCAGCACACUGUAGUGUGUUCACAAAAGUACAGAUGUCUUUUGUAACCCACAUGCUGUUAAAGAUCAUGUUGAGGUCAUAGCGUGUGGAGAAUUCCAUUUAAGUGGAUAAGACAUAUUUUGAGCAGAUUAUUUGAAAUUUGUGCUAAAAUGACCUGAUUCUAAAGGGGGGAAAAAGAUUGUUGUUAAUUAUGUAAUCAUGUAUAGUUAUCGUAGCUUUAUUGAUGAAUAGUGCUAUCACUCCCUUUCGGUUAACCGACUCUGUAUAUAUUGCCCAAAUUUAAAUAAACAUUGGUUUCAGA
This is a messenger RNA of Liolophura sinensis, 4395 nucleotides long. Its product is annotated as lysosome-associated membrane glycoprotein 1-like. Gene Ontology annotation, cellular component: late endosome membrane; plasma membrane; lysosomal membrane. The record is from RefSeq and is a predicted model, not a curated record. The transcript is spliced from 5 exons. Lineage: Eukaryota; Metazoa; Mollusca; Polyplacophora; Chitonida; Chitonidae. Bases 12 to 869 code for a protein of 285 amino acids. Gene Ontology annotation, biological process: establishment of protein localization to organelle.